AUGAGUCUCGUUCACGAUCAACACUACCACCCAGAUCAAGCAUCCGAGGUAAUUGUCGCUACGGGAGAAUCAAUCCGGACGUCUCCUACAGAAAGCACACUUUCUAAAAAAUAUAACCAGUACGCCUGUAUCAGGUGUAGAAGAUUAAAGAAAAGAUGUUCCAAGGAGCUACCGGUAUGUUCAAAUUGUGAAAAGCAAUCAGAGUGCUGUGAAUACGUUGAACGCAAGAAUAAACGAAAGUCUGUUUCCACGACUCCAUCAAAUUCGAAAAUUCAGUUGAAAAAAAUCAGAGAGUCCAUAUCAGCAAAUGAUGCCAAUAAUAGUAAUGCUAUUGAAGUUGCAAUUACUAAAAAUAUGGGUGCUGUUAGCAACUCUUCAUCAUUGUCGGAUAACGAGUCUACAAAACUUAGUGCGCCUUCAUUAGUGGUACACAAUGAUCCCCUUGUACCGAACGGACAAGUUAAAUUUAAUGAUCCGUUUUGCCCAAACACCUUAAACAACAACAGUAACAUUUUGCUAUCUCCAAGUAAAAAAUCACUUUCAAUUUCCCCACCAAGUUAUACGAGAAACUCGCUGAUUCAACUUCCUCCAAUUCGAAAUCGUGCCUUAAGCACACAAUCAUUCCCUGAUACUCUACCUCCUCUAUCUACUUACUCUUUACAAAACCAAAGUCAAGGUCAACAUCAUCACACAUUGCAUAACCAAGAUACUUCUGUAAAUGACUUAAAUAUGUUCAAUCUAAACUUGAACUCCCUACCUUCAAUCCCACGUCAAUUGGUUUCAUCAUCCCGCUCUCCUAAUACCCCUCAUUCCCUAAAUUCGUUUUCACUAAAUCCUUCUACAGAACCGAAAGGUCAACAACAGAAUCAUCAUCUCCAGUCAAAAUUAACACCAAAAUUGCAACCACGCCCGCAACCCCAACCACAGCAACAACAUACUGGUUCUUUUUCUUAUACCCAAUCAACACCUCUGUUUAAUGCACUUGACAGUGAUGAUAUAGAGCUUGAGAUUUUUGAUUUAGUUUAUAGAAAAGUUGGUCACCUCGAUGAGACACUGACCUUGUCACCUUCGAACUACAAACUAACAAAUCAACUCGAGUUAUGUCUCAAAUCAAUCUUGAAAUUUACUAUCUUUUUAGAUCAGGGGAUUGUUCUAUCAAACUUGGAAAAAUUGAAAUCAGACCCUAAUCAUUACUUUAGCAAAGUUAAUGGUGACGGUUUUAAGAAUCAAGAUGACUAUUUCUCAACAAUAGAGUUUCUGCUUGUUUUAUCAGCCUCCAUACUGACUGGUAUACAAAAACCGAAUCCAACCUUUGAGCUUGAUAUGAAUUUCUUGAAAGCUACCUUCACUUUAUCCUACAAAAUAUUCUCGUUAAACAAAUUUCCAAUAACUAAUAUCCAAUUGUUAAGACUUUACACCUUGAUGCAACUGGUUAUAUUAAUCACCGAUUCAAACUCAAAUAGAGGAUUAUGCUUUUACUCAAAUUCUAUUUUAUCUAAAUAUGCAUCCAAGUUAUCGUUGAAUCGGAGUUUGAAGAAAUCAAAUAUUGAUAAUAUUUCAUUGUCUGAAAUCGAAUAUACUUACAGAUUAUUUUGGUCAAUAUUCAUUUUGGAUUCAAUGAUUUCUUCCACGACAUUCCAACAACCAACCUUUAAGUUAAAUGAUAUUGAUAUACCUUUGCCGGUUCCAAUAACGAAAGAUGAAGAGACUAGAAUUAUUAUUCAGAAUAUCGUUAUUAAUAUGACUAAAAUCCAAUCAAAGUUGAUUUCUGAUCUUUAUGUUGUUAAUCCGUUAAAUGAUAAUGAUAACUCUCAAAAAUUUGUUAUUCUAUCUUCAUUCCGUCAAGAAGCAGAUUAUUGGUAUAACGAGUGCCGGAUUUCUUUAUCCAAAUUAUCAGACAUUAAUAAUUCAGAAAACUCAAAUUCUUUAUCUUACACUAAACACUUACAGUAUUUUGCAACAUGGAUCUCACAAGAAUAUUACUAUACUUUGACUUGCUUGUUUAAAUCGUCGAAUAUGUUUCCCAAACCUGAUGAACAAAAUUUCACGGUUAUAUCAAAUGCUACAUACCAAAAUACCUUAUUAAUUAGAGAUAUCAUCAUUAACAAAAAGGUUCCAAAUUCAUUAUUAUUUUAUAGGUAUGUUAAUACAAGUGUUUUUUUAAUUGUUUCUAUUUUGAAGGGUAUGUAUUCGAUUAAUGAAACUAAGAUUUUAGUUUCAACAAUGAUAGAAAUUUGGAAUUCCAAGGAUAUGUCAUUAUCUAAAGUAUCAAUUGGCUUGGUUGAAUCAAUUUCAGAUUUGCUACAUUCGCAACUGAAAAUCGAAAACAACAAUGAAUUCUUCAAACCAAAUUUACAUAUCUUUGAAAAGGUUAAAGCCUUGUUAAUUGCUUUAACUCAGACUGUAACUAAAUAUGGAUAUUUGAAUCCUCAGGACAUCGAAUAUCUACACUCACUAGAGUUUUAG
This is a messenger RNA of Pichia kudriavzevii, 2466 nucleotides long. RefSeq lists its product as uncharacterized. NCBI's taxonomy places the organism in Eukaryota, Fungi, Ascomycota, Pichiomycetes, Pichiales, Pichiaceae. Gene Ontology annotation, biological process: positive regulation of transcription by RNA polymerase II; DNA-templated transcription. Gene Ontology annotation, molecular function: DNA-binding transcription factor activity, RNA polymerase II-specific; sequence-specific DNA binding; zinc ion binding. The record is from RefSeq and is a predicted model, not a curated record. The transcript has a single exon. The coding region runs from base 1 to 2466 and encodes 821 amino acids.